ACAACAAAAAAAUAAUGAAGAAACCUUCUCCAACUCAAAUAAUGGGGAAAUAGAGUCCUAAUUCAAGAAGGGAAGCUGACUUUUAAAUCUAUUAAAGGACAGACGAGAUCUGGAGGCGGAGGGGCAAAUACGGAGACGGAUAGAGAAGAGAUCAGACGACAGAGCACUUGAGCAACGCCGGCUGGGGUUUCGACCCUAGCCGGACUGGAUUCCGAUGAAGACGGCGGCAUCAGUUCUGGCGGCGGGCAUGAUUUCUGGCGAAGAUGGCGGCAGAUUGGCAGGGACAGCUUGGGCUACUGGAGGCGGCGACUCAAUUCUGGUCCAGUUUGGUAAAUUGUUCGAACAGAGAAUGAGGUCAGGGAGUAACAUUUUCCAGUUUAAUUGUUUUGUUUGCAUCUACUUCGUGGGAUUUUAGCUUUGGGACAGUCCCAAACUCCCAAUUGAUGGAUGUGGUAUUCAAAUUAAAUAUUUUUAAUAUCAAUUCUUAUUCAUGCUUGUUGAAUAUUUAAGUUAUUUUACAAGUGUUGAAUUGUUUGUGUGUUGAUGUUGAAUUGUUUAAAUUUGAUCUAUUAAUAUAUUAUUGUCUUGGAAUUAAAUCUUUGAUUUGAUU
This is a messenger RNA of Cuscuta campestris, 610 nucleotides long. NCBI's taxonomy places the organism in Eukaryota, Viridiplantae, Streptophyta, Magnoliopsida, Solanales, Convolvulaceae. The record is from the annotation of a GenBank genome assembly.